This is a messenger RNA of Eublepharis macularius, 2191 nucleotides long. It is a transcript of the gene SNTG1, whose product is annotated as syntrophin gamma 1. Gene Ontology annotation, molecular function: structural molecule activity; protein binding. The transcript is spliced from 17 exons. The record is from RefSeq and is a predicted model, not a curated record. Gene Ontology annotation, cellular component: dystrophin-associated glycoprotein complex; intracellular anatomical structure. Lineage: Eukaryota; Metazoa; Chordata; Lepidosauria; Squamata; Eublepharidae. Bases 1 to 1569 code for a protein of 522 amino acids.
AUGGAUUUCAGGACUGCAUGUGAAGAGACAAAGACAGGGAUUUGUUUGCUGCAGGAUGGUAACCAGGAACCUUUCAAAGUGCGGCUGCACUUAGCUAAAGAUAUUUUGACAAUUCAAGAACAAGACGUGAUCUGUGUGUCUGGUGAGCCUUUCUAUUCCGGUGAAAGAACUGUAACAAUCAGAAGACAAACGGUAGGAGGAUUUGGAUUAAGUAUAAAGGGAGGAGCAGAACAUAACAUUCCAGUGGUGGUCUCCAAAAUUUCAAAAGAACAGAGAGCGGAACUCUCAGGCUUGCUGUUCAUAGGAGAUGCAAUUCUGCAGAUUAAUGGAAUUAACGUAAGAAAAUGCAGGCAUGAAGAAGUGGUCCAAGUUCUUCGGAAUGCUGGAGAAGAGGUGACCUUAACUGUGUCCUUUCUCAAAAGAGCUCCUGCUUUUCUAAAAUUGCCCCUCAAUGAGGAUUGUGCAUGUAUUCCUAGUGAUCAAAGUAGUGGUACGUCAUCACCUUUGUGUGACAGUGGGUUACAUCUUAACUACCAUCCCAACAAUACGGAUACACUUUCAUGUUCAUCAUGGCCUACAUCUCCAGGGCUUAGAUGGGAGAAAAGGUGGUGUGAUCUCCGAUUAAUACCUCUCCUUCACUCCCGAUUCUCCCAGUAUCUCCCAGGGUCAGAUAUGUGUAGGCAAAAUGCAUUCCAAGUAAUAGCAGUGGAUGGCGUUUGCAGUGGCAUAAUUCAGUGUCUUUCUACUGAAGAUUGUAUUGACUGGCUACAAGCAAUAGCAACGAAUAUUUCCAGCCUCACAAAGCACAAUAUUAAAAAAAUCAACAGGAAUUUUCCUGUAAACCAGCAGAUAGUCUACAUGGGCUGGACAGAAGAACGGGAACAAGACUCUCUUCAGGACCGAAUGUAUACACCAAAGUUUCUAGCACUGAGGGGUUCUUCACUUUAUAAAUUUAUAGCACCUCCAGUUACUACGUGGGACUGGACACGAGCUGAAAGAACAUUUUCUGUAUAUGAGAUUAUGUACAAAAUAUUCAAGGACAGUGAUCUGCUGGACCGACGGAAACACUGCUUUGGUGUCCAAUCUGAAAAUGGAGAGGAUCUCUACUUUUCCGUAGAAUUAGAAUGUGAUCUCACAUUAUGGGAAAAGGCCUUCCAAUCAGCAACUUUUUUAGAAGUUGAACGAAUACAGUGCAAAACAUAUGCCUGUGUGCUGGAGAGUCAUCUUAUGGGGCUUACUAUUGACUUUGGUACGGGCUUUGUAUGCUUCGAUGCUGCAACAAAGGCUGUAUUAUGGAGAUACAAGUUUUCCCAGCUUAAAGGUUCUUCUGAUGAUGGCAAGAGCAAGAUCAAAUUUUUGUUCCAAAAUCCAGAUACUAAGCAAAUUGAAGCAAAGGAGCUGGAAUUUUCCAAUCUGUUUGCAGUGCUGCAUUGUAUCCAUUCAUUCUUUGCUGCCAAAGUGGCAUGUUUGGACCCACUUUAUGUUGGCAGUCAAGCCACAGCAUCUGCUGCUGCUACUGCUGCUGUUGCUACAUCUUCUGGCACUAACAAACUGAAGUAUACAACUUGAUAUCUCCCAUUUCUGCACUUGCCACUUUCCAGGAAUAUAUAACACCAUGUACAAAUAUUCAGCAGACUAGUCCUUUGAAAACCAAGCGUGAGAUCCAUCUCAACUAAUUGGAAGUUUUCAGCAGUAUGUGGUCCUAAUUGGGCAAGGAGCUAAUACACAAUCCAAUAGGAAAUACCUGAAGUGGACAAAAAUAUUUCCAGUAUAAUAUGAUUGUGCUUUGAAUGACAUUGGAAACAAAAGGAACAAAUACAAAUGACCCAACACUGCACUUAAGUAUUUAGUACAAUUUUCAAGUCUCCAUUCUAGUAUACAGAGAACUGUCUUUUUCUUGUUUCACAAUGUUUUUCUAUGACAGCAUAGUGAGCUCUGGAUCGGAACUAAUGUCCUCUUGUUAGGCCAUAAGUGACAUCAUUGCAAGCAAAGGCGCAAUAAAGAAGCGAAGUGGAAAGAUGCUACUAUGUUAACUUGGCAAAGAAAGCACCUUAAGUACUGUUGCAAAUUCCUAUCUGUGCCCUUUUUUACAUCAGUCUUUAUUUUCCUUCUUUCCCAUUAUUGUAAUAGUAAUUAUAAAAGUAUAGCCAUAUAUUAGUAUAACAGUUUUUCUAAGGACAUAUAAGCAUAA